Molecule: messenger RNA, 927 nt
Organism: Trichomonas vaginalis G3
Lineage: Eukaryota; Parabasalia; Trichomonadida; Trichomonadidae
Product: ankyrin repeat protein family
Exons: 1
Coding region: 1-927 (308 amino acids)
Molecular function (GO): protein binding
Source: RefSeq, a predicted model, not a curated record
AUGAUUGCAAAAGCUUGUGAAGAAGGACUUGCUACGAAGAUAUUCACAAAUCAAUUUAAUGAUCAUGAAAAUAUACUUCAUAUUGCAUGCGAAAAAGGAGAUAUGAAACUUGUUAAGAUUUUAAUUGACUGUGAUUGCGAUCCAGAUUCAAAGAGUAGAUAUGAAAAAACUCCACUCAUGUGUGCAUCAGAAAAUGGUCAUCUUGAACUUGUUAAAUAUCUUAUAUCUGAAGGAGCUGAGAAAGACUUACAGGAUAGAGAUGAAAUGACUGCAUUCAUGUACGCAUCUAAAAAAGGUCAUUUUGAUAUAGUUCAAUACCUUUUAUCUGAAGGAGUUAAAUACGAUUUCAAAGACAAAUAUGGAAAUACUCCAUUGAUCUGUGCUGCACAAUUUGGUCACCUUGAAAUUGUGAAAUGUUUUAAAUCUAUUGGAAUUAGUAUUACAGCAGUGAACAAUAACAAAUGGACUGCACUGCAUCGUGCAUCAGAAAAAGGUCAUCUUGAAGUUGUUAAAUACCUUAUAGCUGAAGGAGCUAGUAUAUAUGCAAGGGAAUAUUUUGGAUGGACUCCACUCAUGUGCGCAGCAAGUCAUGGUCAUCUUGAUGUUGUUCAAUAUCUUGUUUCUGUUGGAUCUGAUAAAGAAGCAACAAAUAAAGAUGGAUAUACUCCACUCAUUUCUGCUGCAUUCAAUGGUCAUCUUGAAGUUGUUAAAUAUCUAAUCUCAGUUGAUGCAAAUAGCGAAGCAAAGACUAAAGAUGGAUCCAAUGCACUUAUGAAAGCAUCGGCUUAUGGUCAUCUAAAUGUUGUCCAAUAUCUUAUUUCUAUUGGAGGUAAUCUUGAAACAAAGAAUAUUAGAGGAGAGACUGCACUCUCAGUUGCAAAAGACCAAGCCAUAAUUGAUUGUUUGACUUCUGCUGGAGCCAAAUAA